UUUUUCCAUUUUCAUUCUCAUUAUUUUCAAAAACAAUCUGUAAUUCUGUGAUACUUUGCUUUACUAGUUAAAAAAUCAAAGUUUUGGAAAUGGCCGGAAAAGGUGAAGGACCAGCGAUCGGAAUUGAUCUCGGAACGACGUAUUCGUGUGUAGGUGUAUGGCAGCAUGAUCGAGUUGAGAUUAUUGCUAAUGAUCAAGGGAACAGGACUACGCCGUCGUAUGUGGCGUUUACUGAUACGGAGCGGUUGAUUGGAGAUGCUGCUAAGAAUCAAGUUGCUAUGAACCCUACCAACACUGUUUUCGACGCGAAGCGAUUAAUUGGUAGGAGAUUCAGUGACCCAUCAGUGCAGAGUGACAUGAAGCUUUGGCCUUUCAGGGUCAUCCCGGGACCUGCUGACAAGCCUAUGAUUGUUGUCAAUUACAAAGGUGAAGAGAAACAGUUCUCUGCUGAAGAAAUCUCCUCUAUGGUUCUUAUUAAGAUGAAGGAGAUUGCUGAGGCUUUUCUAGGAACAACAAUAAAGAAUGCUGUUGUCACUGUGCCUGCGUAUUUCAAUGACUCUCAACGUCAGGCUACUAAGGAUGCUGGAACUAUUUCUGGGCUCAAUGUUAUGCGUAUUAUCAACGAGCCUACUGCUGCUGCAAUUGCAUAUGGACUUGAUAAAAAAUCAAGUAGCACAGGGGAGAAAACUGUGCUUAUUUUUGACUUGGGUGGUGGUACGUUUGAUGUCUCACUACUUACUAUUGAGGAAGGUAUUUUUGAAGUGAAAGCUACUGCUGGUGAUACUCAUCUUGGUGGAGAAGAUUUUGACAACAGGAUGGUUAAUCACUUUGUUCAAGAAUUCAAGAGGAAGCACAAGAAGGACAUCAGUGGGAAUCCCAGAGCUCUUAGGAGAUUAAGAACUGCAUGUGAAAGAGCUAAGAGAACACUCUCAUCCACUGCUCAGACGACUAUUGAAAUUGAUUCUCUUUAUGAGGGAAUUGAUUUCUACACAACGAUCACCCGUGCUCGUUUUGAGGAGCUCAACAUGGAUCUUUUCAGAAAAUGUAUGGAGCCUGUUGAGAAGUGUUUGAGGGAUGCUAAAAUUGACAAGAGUGGUGUUCAUGAUAUUGUUCUUGUUGGUGGCUCAACUAGAAUUCCAAAGGUGCAACAGUUGUUGCAGGACUUCUUUAACGGGAGGGAACUCUGUAAGAGCAUCAACCCAGAUGAGGCUGUUGCUUAUGGAGCUGCUGUGCAAGCUGCAAUCUUGAGUGGUGAAGGGAAUGAGAAAGUUCAGGACCUUCUGCUGUUGGAUGUUACACCUCUUUCCCUUGGUCUGGAGACUGCUGGAGGUGUUAUGACCACCUUGAUUCCAAGGAACACCACGAUUCCGACUAAGAAAGAGCAGGUGUUUUCGACCUAUUCCGACAAUCAACCUGGUGUGUUGAUUCAAGUUUAUGAAGGUGAAAGAGCCAGGACCAGAGAUAACAACUUGCUAGGUAAGUUUGAGCUCACUGGCAUUCCUCCAGCACCAAGAGGAGUCCCCCAAAUCACUGUAUGCUUCGAUAUUGAUGCAAAUGGUAUUCUAAAUGUCUCUGCUGAGGAUAAAACAACUGGUCAGAAAAACAAGAUCACCAUCACCAAUGACAAAGGAAGACUGUCUAAAGAUGAGAUUGAGAAAAUGGUUCAAGAAGCUGAGAGGUACAAAGCUGAAGAUGAAGAGCACAAGAAGAAAGUGGAAGCCAAGAAUGCUUUGGAAAAUUAUGCCUACAACAUGAGGAACACCAUCAAGGAUGACAAGAUCGCUUCAAAGCUUUCUCCUGACGAGAAGAAGAAGAUUGAAGAUUCAGUUGAGCAGGCUAUUCAGUGGCUUGAUGGUAAUCAACUCGCGGAGGCUGACGAAUUUGAGGACAAGAUGAAGGAGCUUGAAAGCAUAUGCAACCCCAUUAUCGCGAAGAUGUACCAGGGCGGGGCUGGUGGUCCUGACAUGGCUGGUGGUAUGGAUGAAGAUGGCCCUUCAGCCGGUGCUAGCGGUGCUGGUGCAGGCCCUAAGAUUGAGGAAGUGGACUAAGCUCCACAUUACCUAGUGUAUGGUGAAAUCUAGUUCUGAAGUAGUAAAAAUAAGAUGUAGUAUAGUUGUAGUUAUAUGAACUUGUUUUGUGUAUGUAGAAAUAUCCUUCGAAUUCACCCAGUCUAAUGUUUUUCAGUCUAAUGUUUUUGAGUUCUAUGCAACUUAUCUUCUUAUGUA
Messenger RNA from Solanum pennellii, 2225 nucleotides. Its product is annotated as heat shock cognate 70 kDa protein 2-like. The transcript has 2 exons. The record is from RefSeq and is a predicted model, not a curated record. Gene Ontology annotation, molecular function: ATP-dependent protein folding chaperone; ATP hydrolysis activity; misfolded protein binding. Lineage: Eukaryota; Viridiplantae; Streptophyta; Magnoliopsida; Solanales; Solanaceae. Gene Ontology annotation, cellular component: cytoplasm. Gene Ontology annotation, biological process: protein refolding; cellular response to unfolded protein. The coding region runs from base 90 to 2048 and encodes 652 amino acids.